AUGAGCACAAGGAGAAACUACAGCAUCGACGGUCAUGCGGACCAUGGUGAGGAUCCUUCUCGUUCUAGGGAUACCUUUAUUGAUCCUGCGGCUCAAGACUUGAAAUUCAGAGUAUCGUUCUCCCCUUCAUCAUCUACUGUGGACCUUAAUGAAGGGUUUGCCUCGCCAAUCACUCACGACGAAGAGCAUCAAUGGACUGGAGAGGACCAAGAAUGCGAAUCAUCGUCAUGUCCUGAAGAUGAUGAGCAAGAUUCUAGCCCCUGCCACUCCGAGUAUAGUGACGAAGAGAACAGCCACCUAUCUGACUCUUCGGCGAAGAGGAAUAGCUCAUCCGGUGACAUCCCCCACAGACCGGCUACCUCAAAAGCAAUAGCGAGCCGAGACGAUUCACCUACUUUACCCCUGAACAGUCCUCCUAUCCUCCCAGCGUCUAUUUCAGCUUCGGAGCUGGCCCUCAUCAACAGAAGUGCAGGCUCGACGAAAGAUCGUAGAAGAGCUCGGAUCCGUCCAUUUGAACAAUACAGUGAAGGGGCGUUGUCCAGAAUACAAACAGGAAGUGUUUCUGUGGGAUCAUCUAGAACUUACAAUCAUCAACAGGCGGAUGGAAGUGAUGGAGAACUGACGGAAUUCUCUGACGGAGAGUGA
This is a messenger RNA of Kwoniella mangroviensis CBS 8507, 645 nucleotides long. RefSeq lists its product as uncharacterized. The transcript is spliced from 2 exons. Lineage: Eukaryota; Fungi; Basidiomycota; Tremellomycetes; Tremellales; Cryptococcaceae. Bases 1 to 645 code for a protein of 214 amino acids. The record is from RefSeq and is a predicted model, not a curated record.